ACACCUCUUUCUGAAGAAGGGAUGUGAAGAUUCUAGACAGCUCAUUAUUCAUUGAUGAAGCUACAAAGUGCUAAAACUUGUUACGAGCUCAGCAGCUGCAAACUUCUAAAGCGAACAGGACAAGGAGAAAUGACCAUAAAUUGAAGACAGGAUCCAUCCCUGCCCGUACUCCCUUUAUUUCCGGUGUAAGCUCUUUUUCAUACAGUAUUUCUUACAGUGCUCAGCCAGGUCUCUUGGCUCAUAGGAAGUCAUCAUGCAAACAGAUGUUUUCCCAUUUUAUUCCAUGUGGAGGACACCAUUCCUGUUUGACACCAGAAUUGUACAGAUCAUUAUAAUAACUCUGGUUACUGCUGCCACUUUUAUCGUCAUAUUGCCUGGAAUCAGAGGAAAACUGAGAACAUUCUGGCUGGUGAGAGUGCUGACCAGUCUAUUUAUUGGUUCUGUGAUAAUAGCUGUUAAUUUUACCCGUGAUUGGGAAGUUGGAUCUGUGACCACAACAACAGUUUAUAAAUCAUUCAGCAAUACAAUGGUAAACGCCAGUAUUGGAUUGUUGGUCGGCUUAAGAGGAGUAAACAUAACUCUAAAAGGAAAUCCAGUGCACCAGCUGAAUGAGACUAUCAAUUACAAUGAAAGGUUUUCUUGGGAGUCAAGGAUUCAAUAUGACAUAGAUUACCGUGAAGGACUGGAGAGGGGUCUCCCAAGUCCUGUAUUAUAUGUUGCUGAAAAAUUUAACAGCAAUAGCCCCUGUAGACUUCAUCAGCAAUACUGUGUAUCCACUUACUACUCCUCGGCAAUAAUGUGGGCUGCAUUUUGCGCCUGGAUUCUCAGCAACAUCCUCUUUUGCAUGCCGUUACUGGUCUAUGGAAUCUACAUGCUGUUUACCACCGCUGUGUGCAUGAUAGUAUCACUUAUGUCAUUUGCAACUGUCAGACAAGCACCUGAAUGCAGCAUUCACUUUGGUAGAAUUGUUCUUCAGACAAGAUUUGGACUUUCAUUCUGGUUGAGUUUUGCUACAGGUUUAUUCUGCCUUAUUAUCAGCAUCAUUCUUUUAACCAUACACCUAACACGGCCAAACCUUCUCCGUCGUUUAUUUAACUUUAAAGACAAUGAGGAAUUAACUAAUAAAACUGACAAAGAAGACUCAGAAGACAACAGAACUGAAACUGUAAGCCAGAUGUUAUGAGAGUCUCUGCUACUUCUUUAGACUUGCAUUACUUUCCUGUAGAUGCAUAUCAUUUUUUAAUUGUCCCUUUAUUUAAGAUAAGUCCUUAGAUAAAGGACAAGAACUCAAGUCUGGAGCCUUAUUGUGAAGAGUUGUUAUUUAAUAUGUACUACAGGCUUCAGUUUUCACUUUUUUAGUUAAAAUGGUACAUAUGAUACGAUAGGCCAGAAGAGACAUUAGAACAUGUCACUAUAUUCACAAUCCACCUGAAAAUUUGUCAAAAGAUAAAUGAGGUGAAAAAACUUGUCCCUUAUGCUUCUUUGAACUUCAAUGUUUUCCAUAGGUAAGUGGAAAAAAGUUUAAACAGAUACAAUAGUGUUUGAGAAAGAGCCAUUUUCAUGGUUUGAACUUUUUUUGAUAGCUUUUAGAACGUAUGUAUAAAAAACAUUUCAAAUGUACAUUUUUCCUUGU
Molecule: messenger RNA, 1633 nt
Organism: Hyla sarda
Lineage: Eukaryota; Metazoa; Chordata; Amphibia; Anura; Hylidae
Product: dual oxidase maturation factor 1-like
Exons: 8
Coding region: 254-1183 (309 amino acids)
Biological process (GO): protein transport
Cellular component (GO): endoplasmic reticulum membrane
Source: RefSeq, a predicted model, not a curated record